This is a messenger RNA of Homalodisca vitripennis (glassy-winged sharpshooter), 1945 nucleotides long. It is a transcript of the gene Syx1A, whose product is annotated as syntaxin-1A. Gene Ontology annotation, molecular function: SNARE binding; SNAP receptor activity. The record is from RefSeq and is a predicted model, not a curated record. Gene Ontology annotation, biological process: intracellular protein transport; exocytosis; synaptic vesicle fusion to presynaptic active zone membrane. Gene Ontology annotation, cellular component: synaptic vesicle; SNARE complex; plasma membrane. The transcript is spliced from 12 exons. Bases 155 to 1045 code for a protein of 296 amino acids. NCBI's taxonomy places the organism in Eukaryota, Metazoa, Arthropoda, Insecta, Hemiptera, Cicadellidae.
CAGUUUGACAGACGGCAUUGCAGAAGCGUAUCGAUUUUUACUGUCGUCUACACAGUUUUAGUGUCCGUCUAUUAGUGUAGUAGUGUCGUUUCAUGAUAAAUUUCAGUGAAUGGGAUUUUUAUUGAACUAACAGUGAUAAUUACCUGGUUCAAAGAUGACCAAGGAUAGGUUACAGGCUUUGAAAGCUGCGCAAAGUGACGAUGACGACGUGGGCCCAGACGAUGUGGCCGUCAACGUCGAGGGCCGCGAUGGGUUCAUGGACGAGUUCUUUGCAGAGGUGGAGGAGAUCCGGGAGAUGAUAGACAAGAUACAGGCCAAUGUGGAGGAGGUGAAGAAGAAACACAGUGCCAUCCUCUCUGCGCCGCAGACAGAUGAGAGUAAGUCACUUUCUAACAGCAUGUUGUUGACAGAUAUAAAAAAAACAAAAAUCAAAGUUGCCAGUAAAGUUGAUAUUAUCGAACAGAAUAUAGAACAAGAGGAACACACGAACAAGUCAUCGGCAGACCUGAGGAUACGUAAAACGCAGCACUCGACUCUGUCACGCAAAUUUGUUGAGGUAAUGACGGAAUACAACCGCACACAGACCGACUACCGUGAGCGGUGUAAAGGCAGAAUACAGAGACAGCUGGAAAUUACGGGUAGACAAACAACCAACGAAGAACUAGAGGAGAUGUUAGAACAGGGCAACCCAGCAGUAUUCACACAGGGGAUUAUAAUGGAGACACAACAAGCGAAGCAGACUCUAGCGGACAUCGAAGCGAGACACGCGGACAUCAUCAAGUUGGAGAACUCCAUCCGGGAACUGCACGACAUGUUCAUGGACAUGGCUAUGCUGGUUGAGAGUCAGGGUGAGAUGAUAGAUCGCAUAGAGUACCACGUGGAGCACGCAGUCGACUACGUACAGACAGCCACUCAGGACACCAAGAAAGCCCUCAAGUACCAGAGUAAAGCUCGGCGGAAAAAGAUCAUGAUUAUGAUCUGUGUAACAAUUCUGGUGGUGAUCGUUGGUGGCUGGGUGGCCAGUUACGUGCCAGGUCUCGGCUAAACGUGAUGUCUGUUGACUCGGCCGUCGGUCUCCCACCAUCUCCUGUUAGGGCUAUAAUAAAUAACUGCGUGCGCUGUGAUGACUCGCUAGUCGGCCCUGCCACCAUAGUCUCUCUAGAUACCUUCCACAUUAGCAUUAGUUUUAUACCUUCGAAUGGACUUAAUAUGAUGAUUGUUCAUUUGGUUUGUACUUUGAUGUUGGAUAAAUACUGUGAUAUAUUCCUUGAAUGUUUCUCUAGAAUAUAGUUUAACAAUAAUAAAGAUGCUGAAAGAAAUGUGUUUGUUAAUAUUAUGGUAGUUUAGGGUAAUGUUAUCAUUUGUUUGUGUUAUUUAGUGAUUUAUUCUUACAGUAUAGGUAAUUCGUAAAUUUCAAGCAGUAGGAUGUUAUUUGAAUAUUUAACUUUGUAAUUCACUUCGUUUUUAUCCUUGAGUUUGAUAUUUGUUUUGUUAUAUUCUGUAAAUAUUGUAUAUUUUUACAUUUACUCUAGUCUUGUUAACAUUGUUGUUUUUUUUUUACCUAAAAUUACUUUCAGUCAUCAUAUUUUUAUAUAGUGUAACGUUUUUCUUAGAAUUUGUACAGCUCAUUCGUUUGUUAGCAUUUGUUGUUUUGUACAUACUGAAAUUAAUGUGAAGAAUUCAGAUCCGAGGUUCCCUAAGUCUUUAUUAAGUUAAGAUAUAUUAUUACUGGGCUUGUUAUUGCCAUAUGAGGGGUGGUUUUACGUAUUAAAUAUCACUUGGAAAUAAUCAUUGCAGAAAUUAUAAUGUUACUUCAAGACUACAAUAUAGGCACUACCAAUAUUCAUAAGUUUAUUUGACAUUUUUUAACCCUUUGAGUGCCAAGUAUUUUUUGAGUGGGUAUACUGAAAAGUGCCAGGUAUUUUUCUAGUGGGUGUACCUAAAA